Messenger RNA from Racocetra persica, 292 nucleotides. The record is from the annotation of a GenBank genome assembly. Lineage: Eukaryota; Fungi; Glomeromycota; Glomeromycetes; Diversisporales; Gigasporaceae.
AUGACCCAAUCUGAGCUUUCAGAGAAUUUGGAUAGCCUUGCCCUUUGGCAAGAAUUUGCAAAAGAUAAAAUUGCUCGUGUAAUUCGUUAUUCAGGUGAAAAUUACUUGAUAGGCAUCCCAACUCGUGAUGAAUUAGUUGCGAGAAACGAUGAGGGAUUGACUUCAACUCUUAAUAAUAAAAUAGCGAACCAUCUUGAUAUUCCAUUUAUGCUAGUUAAUAUAGAAGAAGCUAAAGAAUACAUUAAUCAAAUCCCUUAUUAUAUUCUUCACCUUUAUAGAUACCUCAUUAAUG